Messenger RNA from Tricharina praecox, 2153 nucleotides. RefSeq lists its product as uncharacterized. Gene Ontology annotation, cellular component: cytoplasm. The coding region runs from base 365 to 2137 and encodes 590 amino acids. The transcript has 4 exons. Gene Ontology annotation, molecular function: calcium-dependent phospholipid binding; calcium ion binding. NCBI's taxonomy places the organism in Eukaryota, Fungi, Ascomycota, Pezizomycetes, Pezizales, Pyronemataceae. The record is from RefSeq and is a predicted model, not a curated record.
CCGUCUCAGCCACCGCAUCCGUGUGCUGGACUGGACUAAAUUGUGAGGUGGGGAGAGGGCGUCCACAGUUGCGAACACCCAACACCGACCACCGAUCACCGAAUAAAGCCCAAGUAUUCGGUGCUCGUCAGGUGCAUAACAGGGAUGGAUGGGUACACGCACAUGUGGGUAUGCAGAUGGAUGGACCCCGCUUUGCGCCUUCAACCCCUCCUCGUCCUGAUCAUCAUCAUCCUCCUCCGCCUCGACGAACCCUCCCGUUUGUCGUACUGUGAAUCGCAGAGCCACUGCUCAGCCUUCCAGAAGAGAGCAUAAACCCCCGGUGUCCAUCUUCCAGAUCCCGAGGUUCUCAAGUUGUCAAGUCGCAAUGUCGGAUCCAAAGCAACCCACUGCCACUGCCACUGGCCCGAGCGAACCGGCGCCUGCACCGACGGGCGAGGCCCCGCCCCAGUGUCCACCUGACCACCACCAGCAGCAGCAGCAGCAGCAAAGCCAGUCGCCACUCCCACCCCCACCCCAGCAGUCGCAGUCAAACGUUCCGGGGGGAUAUACCCCCGGCCUACAGCAGCAGCUGCAGCAGCUGCAGCCACAGCAGCCGCCGAACGUGGGCUAUCCCCAGCAGCCACUACAGCUGCCCGUGGCGGGAUAUCACCAGGGCCCUCCUUCGCCUGGAGGUUAUCAGGCCCCGCCUUCGCCCGGUGGUUAUCAGGCGCCUCCAUCCCCCAGUUUCACUCCACAAGGCCAGUAUAGCGCCCCACAAUAUCAACAGCAGCCACCGCCGCAAGGCUACUAUGCUCAACCCCAACAGCCCGGGUACUACGCCCAGCAACCGCCGCAGGCCUAUGGACAGCCACCACAGCAGCCUUAUGGACAGCCGCCUCCACCACAGCAGCCAUACGACCAGCAAGCACCACCUCAACAGGCUCCGUACAAUCCGCAGUUUGGCUAUCAACCACCGCUUCAGCAACCAUACUAUGCGCCACCACCACCACAGGGCUACCCCCCACCGCAAGGCUACCCGCAGUACAGCCAGUCUCCCAUGGAUCCCAACAAUCCCAAUCCCGCUAUGGGACAAUACUACCCUCCACCCAACCCGCCAAAAGUCUAUGAGUACAGUCCGGGCUACGCACCCGGCGAGAUGGCCAUUGGCUACGACCCGACGACCGACGCCGGAGUGAUCAAAAAAGCCAUCGGCGACACCCGCAUGGACCUCGACGCCCUCCUCAAGAUCGUGCCCAAACUCACGCCUCUGCAGCUCGAAUCAUUCAAGCCGCACCUCACGGCGAACCCGCAAGACCUCGCGCGCAACACCGACGAGAUCGUCAAGACGGGGGUGUUAGGCCUGCUCAUGGGGCCCAAGGACUUCGACGCAUACAUGCUGCACCACGCGCUGAGCGACAACGGCAAGGCGAAGCUGUCGUCGACGUUCAAGAACACGUGGAUCCUCUCACUAGUCCUACUAAACCGCAAAAGCGGCGACAUUGAGGCGAUCAAGGACUCGUACCGGCGACGGUACGGCGACACGCUUUUGCACCUGCUGAAGGACUGCCUACGCAAGGAGCCGCUGCUCGCCAACCUAUACAUGAACGUGCUCGAGAACCACUCCUACCCAGGACUAUGUGAAGUUUCCGACCCGGCGGCGAAAACGGCGCUGCAGGCCGCCAUAGACAAGGAAGCCGACGAGCUGUUCACCGCCACCGUCGGCACCGUAGAGGGGAAUAAGUUCGCGUGGACGUUCACCAGCAGCUCCCAUGAGCGCCUGAAGGAUAUUGCAGCCGCAUACCAGAAGAGGCAGGAUUGUGCGCUCAUCGAUACCGUCAAUAAGAAGCUCAAGAAGCUCGAGGCCCUCAGGGAUGAGCUGGCGUAUAUGCUCGCCGGCCUCACGGAUGAUGCGCGCGCCAAUAGGGACGCGCUGCUGCUGGAGAAUACUAUGAAGGGCUUCGGAACGAAAGAUACGGAACUAAUCUUCCGGCUCAUAUCGAUCGCGUGGGAUAAGGACCGGCUAGGAGCGGUCAAGGACGCGUACAGGAAGAAGUUUGCGGCGAAGGUCAGUCUGCAGGCACGCAUCGAGGGCGAUACUAGUGGCGACCAGGAGAAGUUCCUCGAGGCCGUGCUGUUGAGUGAUGGGAGGAGGGGCUGAGGGGCUGGGAGGGGCU